UCGGCAUAAAUACAAAUUUAACAACAAAGUAGCUUUGACGAAUAAUAAAGCAAUUAUAAUGGAUCGUUACAAAAGAGAACGUUCACCAUACAGGGAAAGGAGAAGGGAACGCUCACCGCAUAGAGAAAGAAGAAAGGAACGCUCACCAUACAGGGAAAAAAGAAGAGAAAGGAGCCAUGUCCUCACGUACAAGAAACUUCAGAAAAUGCCGCUAAAUCUGCGCAAAAAGGCGGUACGAGAAGCCCGGAAUCGGAAUGAGAAAAUCCAGGGAAAGCGUAAGGAGCGGAAAAGGAAUCCUCCGGAUGUUCCCACUGCACGUCGUCUGCGCAACGACUUUGAUCGAUCCGAACACAAUGCGAUGCUGGCCAGCACUUCGCAGGAGUUGCGACGAAUCCUGCAGGAUUUUGAGACUCUUUCGGACAUCCCCCAUGAUAUAACACCCACGGAGCUUCGUGGGGAGAUAGCCAUCGCCGAGGGUCAGGCCACAACGAUCCAUGUGCUGCGGGAUGGACUCAGCACCCUCAACGUGGUGCUCCAUCAGCGCGAGCCUACGAUCGCGCAGCUAAAGAGUGCCAUUUCUUUGAUCUCUCGCGCACAACACAAGCGCAAGCAACGUGAGCGGUACGAGGAGCGUCUUCGGCGUCGGGGAAUCGCCGACGACUCCGACGAUCGACAACCAGUUGUGGUGGCCAGCUCCACAGGCGAGUUAGUUCACUCCGCUCAGCGCAACGGGCAUGAUCAUCGCGCGUUCGUCUCGUGGCGAUUUCUAUGGCGCUGUUUUGGACUGUUAAACGUGGACACCAAUCAGCCGAUCGACGACCGACGCUCCGGCGGCAGGGCCACCUUGAAAGAGCUUGGCAUUGAGAACGCCACCACCCUUAAGUUCGUCCACCGCGUCAAGUAUUUCGGGCGCCAGCGACAGAGUUAA
Messenger RNA from Drosophila rhopaloa, 928 nucleotides. RefSeq lists its product as uncharacterized. The transcript is spliced from 3 exons. The record is from RefSeq and is a predicted model, not a curated record. The coding region runs from base 59 to 928 and encodes 289 amino acids. Lineage: Eukaryota; Metazoa; Arthropoda; Insecta; Diptera; Drosophilidae.